This is a messenger RNA of Penicillium arizonense, 1617 nucleotides long. RefSeq lists its product as uncharacterized. Bases 1 to 1617 code for a protein of 538 amino acids. The transcript has 2 exons. Lineage: Eukaryota; Fungi; Ascomycota; Eurotiomycetes; Eurotiales; Aspergillaceae. The record is from RefSeq and is a predicted model, not a curated record.
AUGGCAGCAUUCGGUCUUCUACCAAGUCCACCAAUAUCAGAAUCACGGCCCGCAAGCGCGGGGCCGGAGUCUUCAUACUUUGAUUGCAAGUCAUCAGAUGAAUCAGACGACUCGAAGGAGGAGACUGAGACCGAGACCGACGCCGAGAAUACACAGGACGAGGACCCAGCACUGAGUGUUCUAUCUGACGAGGGGAAGAUCAGCUACCGGGCCUAUCGUCCUCCCGAUUGGAAAGAACAGCACCGAACAGACGUCAUGAAUGUUCAUGAAGCACAUUCGGAGUUCGUACGGCAAUGUGAGUCCAAAGAUAAAGAAGAACCAAAAGAACAGGGGAAGACUUCGAUGUCUAUCACGUCUCCAAAAUCAGUCUACAAUGAGAAGGGCCUUUCGCGAAGAAGCUCACCGCGUCCUCAACGCCCCAGGACUACGACUGUUUCAAGUGAAGCCAGCUGGGUACCGAGCAACUUCUCUUACUGCGAACGAUGGUUGCAAAAUGUACCGGUUGACAGAAUAAAUGACAAAGAUACACCUCCACGGGUUGUCAAUCGGCGAAAGGUCCAAAUUGUCGAGAAUGAUCCACCCAUGCCAAAGCUGGAUAUCAUUCCAGGUGCCAAAGCUCUAGAAGAGCCUGUGCGGUUCGUCGUUGCAAGCGCAUGCAAAACGAAGCCAAAACUAGUUGACAUUGCUCGACAAUCAUCACCUUCUAUACCAUUACCACCGCCACCAACCCUGCUGCCACAGAUCAUACCUACAACACCAGACCAACGACAAGAGGAGGUGUCUGCCUUUAGUCCAGACACUCCACUCGAUAUGUCUGAUAGUGGAUAUGGCACCCGUGAUUCUGGCUAUUCAAUAGAGAGUUAUGACGACAGCAAAGAUGACGACGACGCAUAUACAGAUCCAGGGUCACUCACCUCGGACAGCGUUACGUCUACUGUCGUCUGCGAAAGACCCGAAUCUUCGCACGAAGAAAGAGAAGCAUUUCCACAUCCUGAAAUCAGAUCGGGCAGUGUGAGCCCAAAAGCAUCAUCCCAAAGGUCACUCCGUUCACCAGUGGGAUCAUCUAAUAUGUCCGAUAAAGAGGACGAGAAACAACGAUUAUGGCACCACGACUGGACCUCGGAUGAUCACGAAUGGACUCUAGAUGAGCUCGAUCAUUCCGUGAAAGACUUCCCUCGACACAUGCUCCGUCUCACCUCACCUGUCAUUGUAUUCCUUCGCAAAAAUGACGAGAAGGCCCUUCUCAGGCCCUUCCGUACUAUCUUCCCCGAUGUCACCGAAAACCUCCUCGACUGUCUCUGCGCUGCUCUCCUAGCUCGCAACUACCUUCUUUCUCUAUCAUCAAUCCAUCGCCGCAAACCUUCUGUUUCAACCAGGAACGACCCCUACGCUGUUGAUGCUGUGCCAACAAAAGCCUAUAGCACGUUGGGGAUCCAGAUCCCAUCUGGAUCUCCUGGCAAGAUGAAUAACCGUGUCCUUGGAUCUCGCAGUGCUGACCUCCGACGUGAGCUCGAGCGAAUCAUUGAUAACCUUCUCUUCGCCAUUUGUGGACGGUCCGAUCCUACCCUCAAAUCGGCUGUCGAAGUUCUUGCACAGGUUCUUGAAACCAAUGCAUAG